CAUUUGACAACAGGAAGUGGAACGGGAUGUGACGUAGACGUCGCGCGCAUUGGCGCGGAAGUUUGUUUGGAUCUUCAAUCCGGUGUUUGUCUGUGGGAUUAUUUCGCUGUAAAAAACACAGAAGAAAAAAUGAUGAGGAGAAAACGCCGCUCAUCUGUGGACAAAGAAGAAACGUUUUCUACAGCCGCCAAACCAAAGAAGGGCCGCAGCGCUGGUCGAUCAGCUAAAGAGGCUGUUGCCGUGGAGACGAAUGAAAGCGUGUUUGUUGCCUUUGUAAGAAAGGCAGGAGUCACCUUAAAGCAUGACGCCCAGUCCAAUGAAACCACUGCUGAUCUGGUGGUUUUCCAGAAGAGAAUCCAGCAGCAGCUGCAGAAGAGUCCUCAGUUCCCCGGCAUCAUUCAGGAGUUCGUCUCCAGCAUGGAGGCAUACAUAGAAAAUGCUGAUGCUCUGAGGACCUGCCUGCUUCCAUGUGUCCCUCAGACGUCUGACAGAGACUCCAGCUCUUCCAGCUCCUUCCAGGAGAGCUUGCUGCGGAUGCUGCUGGGCGUCGAGACGCUGCAGACUUUGAUUAUUAACAUUUUGCUUGAGAAAAUCCCAGAGUUCAUGCUCGACAGCUCUGGGGAUGGAGGUCUCAGUGUCCCCAGAAUGAUCAUCAACCAGCUGAAGUGGCUGGACAGAAUCGUGGAUGCUAAGGGUUUGUCAGUGAAACUCCUGGAGCUGGUGUCAGUAGCUCCUGUGGAAGUUCAGAGGGACAUCAUCACCAGUUUACCGGAGAUACUGGAGGACUCGCAGCACAAUGAUGUCGGGAAGGAGCUCAAUUCUUUGCUGCAGGAGAACACUCAGCUGACUGUCCCCGUGCUGGACGCUCUCUCCAGCCUCAACCUCAGAUCUUCAUUACUGACUGAGGUGCGGAGCGCCGUCAUGGCCACCAUGGCUGCUGUGCAGCUGGAGGACCUUCCUGUGGUGGUCAAGUUCAUUUUGCAGUCCGUCUCGUCCUCUGAUGCGUUUGAGGUGGUGUGUAACCUGCGCAGAAACCUGGAGCUGGAGCAGUGUGUUCUCCCUCCGGUCAUUCAGGCUUCUCAGACUCUGCUGAAGACUAAAAGAGCUGCAGUGUCUGCUCCUGCAGCAGCGGGCAGCAGCCAGGACAGCAUCACGCUGGUUCUGGACGCCAUCAAGUCCGCUGUGCGCUUCCAGAAGACCAUCUCAGAGGCGUGGCUUAAGGCAAUAGAGUCUGUGGAGGAAGUGGAGGAUCACAAGGUCAUCGAUCUGCUGAUGCUCCUCAUCCUCCACUCCACCAACGCCAACCAGAGCCGCCGGGGGGCGGAGAGGAUGCUGAAGCUGAAAGUGCGGUCCGGCCUCAUCCAGGAGCCGCUGCUGCACCGGACCUUCAGAGACUACGUCCAGGUCGUGCGAGGAUACUUCUCAUCCGUCCUGGCUCUGGCUCAGAGCUUGCUGCGCUCCCCCGACCCCGGCCUGGUGGCGUUUGGAGGGCACAUGUACCGAUGCUCUUUCACCUUGUUUGACUCUUACUGCCAUCAGGAGGUGGUGGGCUCCCUGGUGACCCAUGUGUGCAGCGGUGCGGAUGGAGAGGUGGACAUGGCUCUGGAGCUGCUCUGUGGUUUGGUGACAGAGAAACCCUCAGAGAUGUCACUAUAUGCUGUGUUUGUCAAGGGAAUCCUGGACUACAUGGACAACCUGACGUCUCAGCAGAUUCGGAAACUUUUCCAUCUUCUGAGCCGGCUGGCGUUCGGGCAGCAGCAGCAGGGCUCUCACAUCCAGGAUGACAUGCACAUCGUGAUCCGGAAGCAGCUGUCCAGCACGGUGCCCAAGUACAAGCGGAUCGGCAUCAUCGGCGCCGUCAUGGUUAUAGGCAGCAUGGGAGCCCUGAGACCUAAAGGGGCGGAGUCUCACGGCCUGUUGUCCCAGGACGCACUCCGACAGGUGACGGCUCUGAUGGAGCUGGUGAAGUCCAGCAGUGAGAGCUCUCCUGAAGCUGCAGCUCUGUACUACGACGAACUGGCCAACCUGAUCUGGAGCUCCACUCUGGACCCGCAGGUGCAGGAAAUGAUUGGAAGUCGAGUUCUGGAUGAUUUCCAGGAGGAUUUUGUGGUGGACCUCGGGCCGGAUGUAACCGGCUCUUUCCUUUUACCGCCUCGUGUGCUGUAUAACCUGGAUGAAGAUGAGAGUCAGGGCGGCAUCGCCAUCAACCUGCUCCCCCUACUGGCCAAAGACGCACAGAGCAAAGGAGACGAGCUGACUCAAGUCAACAAGACACAAAAGAGAGUUUCUCCUCUGUGUUUGUCUCCGUUUUUCCGCCUCCUGAGGCUCUGUGAGGAGAAGCGGCACCAGGGAGACCUGGAGGAGAUCGAUGCUCUCCUGGGGUGCCCCCUCAUCCUGACAGACAUGGAUGCAGUGGAUAAAGUCCAGAGCCUGUCGAAAGCUGAACGAGAGUUCCUCUGCGCUCUGCUCUUCCACACCAUCAACUGGUUCAGAGAGGUCGUGAAUGCUUUCUGUAAACAGACGGAGACUGAGAUGAAGAUGAAAGUCAUGACUCGACUGCAGAACAUCACCUACCUGCAGACGCUGCUGGAAAAGGCUUUGGCUGAAACUCCUGGUUUUGUUCCACCUGCUUCCAACUUUGAUGGAGAAAGUUCUGACAGGCUGGCUUUGUCCUCGGCUGUUCCUGCACUCAAGACAAAGAAAGACGGCGGGGGAAAAAAGAGGAAAGCUGCAGCGAGAAGUUCCUCUGAAGGCAGUUCUCAGCCCGCGGAGGCGACUGAAGCAGAUGAAACUCAGCAGGAGCAGCCGGAGAAGGAGAAGGAAAAAGACGUCUCUCCGGGGGUCAGUCUGUCGGUCUUCAGGCCGUUUUUCAGGGAGCUGGACCUGGAGGUUCUGAGUGUUCUGCAGUCCGGGCUGCUGUCUCGCUCCCUGCUGGACUCAGAGCUUCACACUAAGGUGCGGGAAGAGGUUCUGCUGGGCCCCGCUGAGCUGGUCUUCUUGCUGGAGGAUCUGCUUCACAAACUGGAGUUCAGCCUAACAGCCGCCCCCACCAAGAGGGCUCCGUUCCUGAAGCCGAGGGCCGACAGAAGCGUCGGCUUCUCCCACCUGCAACAGCGGAGCUCCAAAGAUAUCGCCUCCUAUUGCGUCCAGCUGCUGCCCGCCCUCUGCACUCACCUGGAGAACUGCCACAACCAUUUCCAGGCUCUGCUGUCAGAGAACAACGGCUGUGUUGACGGACCUGCUACUGACAUGCAGGAGUAUCGGAUGAUGUCAGCAAGCUACCAGCUGCUCCUGCAGGUCCUGAACACCAUCUUCAGCUGGUCGGGGUUCAGUCAGCCCGGACACAGGAACUUACUGAAGAAAGCUCUCGGCGUUUUGGCCGAACGUCUGAAAGAAGGAGAUGCUGAUCUGACGCUGGAGCAGUUUGUGAAGCAGAGUUUUGAGUACCUGCUGAACUUCCGCAGCACAAUGCCGAGCCUCAACACGGCUCUGUGUCUCUCCCAGCUUCUGUCCACCGUGUCGGAAAAGGGAGGAAACGCUGCUGCUCACAGAGAUCAGACCGCUUCCCUCGUACGCCACUUCCUGAGCCAGGUCUGGGUAACAGCCAGUGGAGAGAGGGAGCGAGGGAACAAAUUCAAUGAGGCUCUGCACGCCCUCCUAACCAUUUAUCUGGAGCAGGUGGAUGAUAUCCUGAAGGUGGUGGAAGAAAUAGCUGGAGAAGGAAUCACUGAGCUUCUCAAUGUGUCGAAGGACGAGAGCUCUGCAUCCUGGCCAACUCUCAACAGGCAGACGUUCCUCGUAUUCUACAAAGUGAUGCUGGCAGAGCUGGAGAAAGCCGUCAGGAAAAUUCCUGCGGGAAAAUCGAGCGACGACUCUGAGGCUCAGAGCGAGAAGCUGCUGACAUGGAGCCUGGCAGUCAGAGAUUUUCACAUCCUGGUAAACCUGGUAAAGGUGUUUGACUCCAGGCCAGUGCUCAACGUCUGCUUAAAGUACGGACGACUCUUCCUGGAGUCUUUCCUGAAGUUGGGAAUGCCACUGCUGGACUACAGUUUUAAAAGGCACAAGGAGGACGUUCAGAGUUUGCUGAAGACCUUCCAGCUCAGCACUCGUCAGCUCCACCACAUGUGUGGCCACUCUAAGAUUCGUCAGGAUACCAGCUUGACAAACCAUGUCCCAGCCUUGAAGAAGAGUCUGGAGCUGUUCCUCUACAGAGUGAAGGUCAUGCUGGCGCUCAACAACUGCCAGGAAGCCUUUUGGAUGGGGAAUCUGAAGAACCGCAAUCUGAAGGGAGAAGAGAUUCUUUCACAGCGAUCACAAGAGAGUGAUGAGGAUGAAGAGGAAGAGGAGGGCCAGGGUCUGCCUCUUCCACAGCAACUGUCAGAGGACGAGGCUGAAAAGAGCGACUCUGAAGCUCCAAAGAAGACUAGCAGAGGAGUUGAAGACGAAAGUACAGAUGACUCCGAAUAAUCCACAGAAUGACAUCAACCGAGGGGCUCUAUUGUUUUCAACCCUGUAUUGAGUUAAAGAAAAUCUAAUUUAAAGUUGCAUGUUUAUAUUUUCUAUGUAAUUGUAUUACUUUUAGUGCCAGGCAUGCAGGAGGGGGAAACUGUAACACAUUUGUUUAUCACCUGUUUUUAUUUCAGUAAGAACUUUAGGUUUACUACGAGUUCUUGAAAUUCUUAAAAGCUUGUAAUUAAAGAUCUCAGUUUUGGAGUAUUGCACCUUCACAUUCAGCUCUGUAAAAUGUUAUUUCUGUCAACACAAUAAAAAAGUUUUUAUUAAAUGUAA
Molecule: messenger RNA, 4788 nt
Organism: Oryzias melastigma (Indian medaka)
Lineage: Eukaryota; Metazoa; Chordata; Actinopteri; Beloniformes; Adrianichthyidae
Gene: fancd2
Product: FA complementation group D2
Exons: 44
Coding region: 130-4467 (1445 amino acids)
Biological process (GO): interstrand cross-link repair; double-strand break repair involved in meiotic recombination; homologous chromosome pairing at meiosis
Cellular component (GO): condensed chromosome; nucleus
Molecular function (GO): DNA polymerase binding
Source: RefSeq, a predicted model, not a curated record